CGCCGCAGCAACUCCACAGUCACGACCAACUACAACAUGUCCAGCAAAGAGGCCACUGUGGCCGCUUUUAUAGCAUCGGCCCCGCCAGGAGAGCUCGCCAACGUGGUCAAUGAUAUCAAAGUGCUGGCCGGAGAUGAGCCCUCAAUCCUGCGAUCACUGGAUCCCGCGUUCGCUCAAUACAACGAGGAGCAAUAUACAACACUGAAACUGCCAGGCAGCGGGGACCAGGUCCUCCUCAGUGCAUACAACUCCCUCGGAGACAACCGCUACUUUGAUAGUGCCUCCCAAACUUCGUUCGCCGUCGACCACGCUACACAGAAAGCGUCCGAUGCCCAGCCUCACACCGUCGAGUCCGCUCACGCCGACCUGAUUACAUCGCUGCACAAGGCGUUCGCCGCUGCUGCAGCCGAGCACUUUCCCUCGUAUGCGGUAGGCGUGUAUCCCGCCGAGAACGACAGUGCAAUCGCAUUGUUACUGGUUGCGAACAAGUACAGCCCACAGAACUUUUGGAAUGGGCGCUGGCGCAGCACCUACAUCUACAACCCCUCAUCGGGAUCGUUGAGCGGCUCAGUCAAGGCCGACGUACAUUACUACGAAGACGGCAAUGUCCGCAUGUCCACAUCGAAGAAGAGCGAGCUCAAUGUCGCAUCGGGCAAUUCAGACCAGAUCGUGCGCGAGGUAGCCAAGGCGGAGAACAAGUUCCAGGAAGAUCUCAAUCGCUCCUUCACGACGCUUGCCGAAGGCAGCUUUAAGGGACUGAGACGCCAAUUGCCUGUCACAAGGCAGCGGGUUGAGUGGGAGAAGAUUGGAGGCUAUCGGCUUGGCCAAGACAUUGGAGGCGGACGGUCGAGAUGAGCGCCUUCAUGCGCAUUGCUUGCCAAGGGCUCUGAUCAAGUCUCGCCGCUCGCGUUCUUGAAGGCCUUCGGCGUCUAUGAUCAUGGCUACUGUGCGACUCGCUGGCUCAGGUGAAUCUUCGCCCUCUGUAUGCGUCGGUGAUUGCAGCUGCAGCCCACAAACUCGUUCUCGGGCGAGACGAUCUUGAGGAUCGCAUCAAAGGUCCUGAUAGUCUUGCCAGUCUACAACACUCCCAAUGAGCUGUUGGCUCGAUGCCCAUACAUAGUUCUCUGGAUCACUUGAUAGACCGUGCAACGAUGUGAAACGACAACGAUCACCUCAGCCUCAGC
This is a messenger RNA of Cercospora beticola, 1184 nucleotides long. RefSeq names its product Cap1p (gene CAP1). Gene Ontology annotation, cellular component: F-actin capping protein complex; actin cortical patch. Lineage: Eukaryota; Fungi; Ascomycota; Dothideomycetes; Mycosphaerellales; Mycosphaerellaceae. Gene Ontology annotation, biological process: actin cytoskeleton organization; barbed-end actin filament capping. The record is from RefSeq and is a predicted model, not a curated record. Gene Ontology annotation, molecular function: actin filament binding.